AUGUCAGUGCACCUCUCGACUCUCACAGUGCUGGUUCCUCUGCUGUCUCUCGGCGGCUUGCUGUAUUCGGCGAUGUUCGACAAGGAUUUUCCCCGGGGCUGCACCAGUGCCGCCAGUGUGUGCUUCUACAGCCUCUUGCUCCCCAUCACCAUCCCUGUCUACGUGUUCUUCCACCUGUGGAACUGGAUGGGAAUCAAACUCUUCAGGCACAACUAGUCCCAUCUUAAAAACACUCAUUUGUUCCAGGGCGGCAGCCCUGAGUUUCCGGUCAAGAACUUUAUCAUUGGUUAGUCGUGUUUAACCCCUUGUGUGCGUGUUCCUGGUUGUGGGGAUCGAAAAUGUCCUUGAGACAAGGACCUGCAGAUGGGCUGGAACCUUGAGUGCUGGAGUAACUCAGUGGGUCAGGCAGCAUCCGUGGAGGGAAUGGACAGAUGAUGUUUCAGGUUGGGACCAUUCUUCAGACAGACUGAGACAUUGCCCAUUCCCUCAGAUGCUGCGUGUCCUGCCGAGUUCCUCAAGCACGUUGUGCUUUGACGAUGUCCUUGGUUGACUCGGUUCUCGAUGUUGUGCGGUGUUUGUUUUCCGUCUUUCCCCAUGUUCCCUAGCAUUGAUGUCAGUCGAAGUCAGGGCAUCUCGUGGCCCUGUAAAUCUUACUCUUGGUCAGAUGACAAUGUGUUGGACCCCGCAACCCUAGUCUGCGUUUCCACUUGCCCUCUGCUCAAUGACGAUUCAUAUUCAGCCUGAAUCAAGAGAUUGUGGAUUCUUGCCCCUUAAUUUCAGCUGCCACUUCUAGUCCAUAACCGAGGGGGUACUCAGUGAUUUUGUCUGAAAUCCCUGCGUCCUCUUACAGUAGAGAGAUGCCAAGCCCCCUACUUUGAAGAGCAGCAGAGUUGUUGCUGCCCUGCCCCCAGGUCGAAUAUUUAACACUAAACAAAAACAUCACCAGAACUUACGAUCAGAUUUCUAUUGCGUUACAUUUUGUGGGAUCCUGCUCUGCACUGUUGCCAGCCAGGUCUUCAUUUCGGUGCCAGUAGAGCAGGUUGGCAUGUCCGGAGGGGCAAUCCCUGGGGAGGUUCCCUUACUGUGGGCAUGCGAAGGGACAUUGAUCGUCGUGGGAGGCCUUGGGCUCAUUUCCUUGCAGCAGAUUGUCACAAAAACCAUCAAGCAGUCAACCAUUCUAAUAUUCCUGUAGACAUCACAAUCACACUUGUUCCUGCUUGCAGUGUUCACCGUUAAAUAAAAAGCAGUUUGACGCAAUAA
Molecule: messenger RNA, 1260 nt
Organism: Leucoraja erinaceus (little skate)
Lineage: Eukaryota; Metazoa; Chordata; Chondrichthyes; Rajiformes; Rajidae
Product: phosphatidylinositol N-acetylglucosaminyltransferase subunit Y-like
Exons: 1
Coding region: 1-216 (71 amino acids)
Source: RefSeq, a predicted model, not a curated record